Rosa rugosa (rugosa rose) is the source of this 969-nucleotide messenger RNA. Its product is annotated as serine/threonine-protein kinase SAPK2-like. The record is from RefSeq and is a predicted model, not a curated record. Lineage: Eukaryota; Viridiplantae; Streptophyta; Magnoliopsida; Rosales; Rosaceae. The transcript is spliced from 9 exons. Bases 1 to 969 code for a protein of 322 amino acids. Gene Ontology annotation, molecular function: ATP binding; protein serine/threonine kinase activity. Gene Ontology annotation, biological process: protein phosphorylation; intracellular signal transduction.
AUGGAGAAGUAUGAGAUUGUGAAAGAUAUUGGGUCCGGGACUUCUGGGGUAGCAAGGUUGGUAAGAGAUAAAUGUACCGGAGAGCACUUUGCUGUUAAGUUCAUCCAGAGAAGCAACAAGAUCAAUGAAAAUGUACAAGGGGAAAUCAUGAACCACAGAUCCUUGAAGCAUCCCAAUGUUGUUCAAUUCAAAGAGGUCCUACUGACACCAACUCAUCUAGCCAUUGUGAUGGAGUAUGCUGCUGGAGGAGAACUCUAUGAGAGAAUAUACAAAGCCGGUAGAUUUAGUGAGAAUGAGGCGAGGUUUUUCUUCCAGCAAUUGAUAUCAGGAGUUGGUUACUGCCAUAAAAUGAAAGUAUGUCAUAGAGAUCUUAAGCUUGAAAAUGCACUCUUAGAUGACAGCACAGCACCUCGGGUGAAAAUAUGCGAUUUUGGAUCCUCAAAGUCACUACAUUCUCGGCAAAAAUCUACUGCGGGAACUCCGGCUUAUAUUGCACCUGAGGUCCUAUCUGAAAAACAAUAUGAUGGAGAGAUUGCAGAUGUUUGGUCUUGUGGAGUCUCCCUAUAUGUCAUGAUUGUUGGAGCAUAUCCCUUUGAAGAUCCUAAGGACCCCACGAACCUUAGAAAAACAAUUCUGCGGACCCUUACUGUAUGCUACUCAAGCCCUGAUAAUGUACGAGUUUCAGUGGAAUGUAGAGACUUGCUCGCUAAGAUAUUUGUGGCAAACCCAGAAAAGAGAAUUACAGUUUCAGAAAUUAAGAACCAGUGUUGGUUCUUGAAGAAUUUACCUAUGGAAAUGUGUGAAGGAGGAAGUUGGGAAAGCAAUGAUGUAAACCAUCCAUCCCAAAGCAUUGAAGAAGUCCAGUCUAUAAUACAAGAGGCAAGAAAACCUUUAAAGGUCCCAACUGUCAGUAGGCAUCUCAUUGGAAGCAGCAUGGCUAUUGAUGAUGCUGAAUUAAACAAGUGGUGA